Messenger RNA from Pygocentrus nattereri (red-bellied piranha), 10181 nucleotides. RefSeq names its product TIAM Rac1 associated GEF 1b (gene tiam1b). NCBI's taxonomy places the organism in Eukaryota, Metazoa, Chordata, Actinopteri, Characiformes, Serrasalmidae. The transcript has 30 exons. Gene Ontology annotation, molecular function: protein binding; guanyl-nucleotide exchange factor activity. Gene Ontology annotation, biological process: positive regulation of axonogenesis; small GTPase-mediated signal transduction; activation of GTPase activity. The coding region runs from base 278 to 5026 and encodes 1582 amino acids. The record is from RefSeq and is a predicted model, not a curated record. Gene Ontology annotation, cellular component: plasma membrane; synapse; cytosol.
CGCUGGGCCGGCGGCGCGGAUGGAGGGCCGCAUUCGCGCGCGCUAACAGGGAGCUCUAACGGUCACCGGGGACUGGAGCGAGCGUGCUCGUGCGUGUGCAUAUGCGUUCUAGAGCGCGUGGAAUUAGCUAGAUGCCAGCGAGGCGCGCGGAUCCUGGCGGAGGGAGCGCAGCGCGAGCACACGGCGUAUCAGCAGCAGUCGGAGGGACACAGCAGAGAUGCCUUCAUCUGAGUUUGGCCUGUUACUGACGUCUUCGCCGCACCGCAGACUCUGAAUUAUGGGUAACGUGGAUAGCCAGUGCGGGAGCCAUGGUUUCUAUGGCGACCGGCAGAGGCAGCUGUCCCGGAAGCGCGUGUCCCGCUCGCUGCGGCUGUCCGGGAAGCAGUCGUAUCGCGCGGCGUCUGGAAAGCCAGAGCACCGAAACUCGGAGACGAGCACGCGGUCCAGCAGCACUCCCAGCAUCCCUCAGUCGCUCGCCGAGCACGGCCUGGAGCCCUUUGACGACCACGACGCCGGACUGCCCGACUUCAGCGCCCCCAUCUGGGUGGACCGGGUCGCCAUGAACCUGCGGCCCAUGACCUUCCACACCGAGCCCACCGGCGCUGCAGAGUCAACGGAGAACACGCAGGACAGAGCAGAGCCACAGGGGGAUGCCAGAUCCCCCCAGCACCGCGACAGUAGCAGCCUCAAGAAGAAUUCUAAGAAGCGCUCCAAGUCGGCUGAUAUGUGGAGGGAAGACUCUCUGGAAGUUUCUCUGUCUGAUGUCAGCCUGGAGAACCUCACCAGCACGGAGGAGAUGGCGGACGCGCCGGACUCCACGCGGGCCAACUCACUGGACGAGCUGUACGGGCCACAGAGCCAUGGGCGCUACACUAAGCGGCAGAAGGGGGGCUCGGUGGGGGCGGACAGCGAGGAGGACAAGAUGCUGUCGCCGUGUGACGACGAUGGAGCCAAUUACGGAGCGUUCACUCUGCCCUGCCGCCGGUCACACUGCCUGUCAGAGGGAGUGACCAGCCACCAGGGGGCCAUGCAGGGCCGGCGGGCGCAGACCAUACAGGACGUCACGGCGGCUGACGGCAGCGAGCUGGAGGACAGCGGGAUCGACGGGCUGAUCGGAGACAGCGCGGCGUCCCAGCCCCGCCGCUACAAGGCCAUGUCCGCCUCCUUCUCCGCUUACUCCACUACAGCAGGGGGCGCCUUCGCCGGCAGCGACAGCGGCAGCAGCAGCGGGGCCGGACCAGCAGAAGCGGUGCAGGGUGUCUACGAGAACUUCCGCCAGGAGCUGGAGAAGAGCGUGUGCCAGGCGGAGCGGGCGGAGGAGCGAGCGUCGGCCCUCAGCGACGAACAUAGCAGCGUCACACUAAGCUCCGCCUACCAUACCGAGCCGCUGCUAGGACUGGCUUAUCACACGGAGCCACUGCUGGGCGCGGCGGCUGCUCAGGGCAGCGUGCGCAAGGCCGGCCGGCUGACCGUCAAAAACCUGCUUGUGCACAAAAAGAACAAGAAGGUGGAACUGGCCGCCCGCCGCAAGUGGAAGAGCUACUGGGUCUCAUUAAAAGGAUGCACUCUGUUUUUCUAUGAGACGGACGGCCGUUCUGGAAUCGAUCACACCAGCGUCCCCAAACACGCCGUGUGGGCGGAGAACAGUAUCGUCCAGGCCGUGCCGGAGCACCCCAAAAAAGAUUUCGUCUUCUGCCUCAGUAACUCCAUGGGAGACUCGUACCUGUUCCAGACGAGCAGUCAGACGGAGCUGGAGAACUGGGUGACGGCGAUCCACUCCGCGUGUGCGGCGGCCUUUGCCCGGCAGCAUCACCGUGACGACACAGUGCGGCUCCUGCGCUCCGAGAUCCGUAAGCUGGAGCAGAAGAUCGACAUGGAUGAGAAGAUGAAGAAGAUGGGAGACAUGCAGCUGGCUUCGGUCACCGACACCAAGAAGAGAAAGACCAUCCUGGAGCAGAUCUUCCUGUGGGAGCAGAAUCUGGAGCAGUUCCAUAUGGACCUGUUUCGUUUCCGCUGUUAUCUGUCCAGCCUGCAGGGCGGUGAGCUGCCCAACCCCAAACGCUUGCUGGCCUUCGCCUCCCGCCCCACCAAACUGGCCAUGGGUCGCCUUGGCAUCUUCUCCGUCUCCUCCUUCCACGCCCUGGUGGCGGCCCGUACGGAGUGUGGCGUUCGGAGGCGUACACAUGCCAUGUCCCGCUCCACCAGCAAACGUAAGAGUCGCUUUUCCUCACUGUGGGGCCUGGAGACCAGCACAAAGAGGAAAAACAAAACACACCCCAGCAUAGAGCAGGUUUUUGCAGAAGGGGAGGAGCCAGUGAGGAGGGUAUUGGAGGAAAUGUUUGACGAAUCAAGGAAUGCCAAAGAUGACCCGGUCUGCGUGAAGGGGGUAGUAAGGCCCAGUGCGGAGCAGGACGCCUGGGCUAAAGACCACCUCACACCCUCCUGGGUAUGUUUACCCAACGGCCGGCCUGUUUUGGCCAUCGUCCGGCCAGGAGAGUCUGCACUGGACACACUGGAGACAAUCUGCAAGGCUCAUGGUCUCGACUCCACUAAGCACUACCUGCGUUUGAAGUUCCUGAUCGAGACGCAGGUUCAGUUCUACAUCCCCAAACCGGAGGAGGACGUUCAUGAUCUGCUGUACAAGGAAAUCGAGCUGUGCUCCAAAAUCAGGAAGGUCAUUCAGUUCGACCGGGACGAGUCCUGUAUGAUUGGUUACGGUUUCUCCAUCUCAGUGGUGGAGGAUGACAGCGUGCAGCAACUCUACAUCACUGAUGUGAAAGCAGGAGGAUUAGCAUUUGCUAAAGGAUUGAAUGCAGGUGAUGAGAUCCUGCAGCUCAACGGCAAAAACUCCAGCACACUGACCUUCUCCGAUAUGAAGGCUGCGUUCUCUCAGGCAUCCCUCUCGCUCACAGUGAACACACUGCCCCCAGUGGACCGGAGACAGCACUGCUUCCUGCCCCCAAGACGAUCCGACUCUGUACAGCACCUCUACACCGACAUCUUCUCCCAGAACCAAGAGGAGAUUCUGGACGAUGGGGUUGGACUCAUCUCAGAGACGUCAGGGGACAGCCUGGACGACGACUCUGAGCUGUUCAGUGAAUAUGACGACUACAGAAAGAGGAACAGGAGCCGUAAGCGCUCCUCAGACUCCAUCUACAGCAUCCUGCACCUGAGUACUGAGCAGGUAGCUGCGUUCUGUAGGAGUCUCCAUGAGAUGAAUCCUUCCUCAGAGGUCGUUUCUCCUUCUUCUGGACCAGAGUCUUCCACAGGAUGUGUUAAUGUUCCUCGGCAGCUCAGCCACGCUGACAAACUGCGCAAAGUGAUCUGGGAGCUGGUGGAGACGGAGCGCACCUACGUUAAAGAUUUGAACUGUCUGAUUGGGAGGUAUUUGACUCCUCUACAGAAGGAAAGCUUCCUCACUCAGGAUGAGUUGGACGUACUGUUCGGGAAUCUUCCGGAGAUGGUGGAGUUUCAGGUGGAGUUUUUGCGGACGCUGGAGGACGGCACUCGCUUGGUUCCUGACCUGGAGAAACUGGAGAGGGUCGAGCAGUUCAAGAAAAUCCUCUUCUCUCUGGGUGGAUCAUUUCUCUACUAUGCUGACCGCUUCAAGAUCUACAGCGCCUUCUGUGCCAGCCACACUAAAGUACCCAAAGUGCUGGUGAAAGCAAAGACAGACCCUGCGUUUAAGGCGUUCCUGGACGAGAGGAACCCGAAGCAGCAGCACUCGUCCACCCUGGAGUCGUAUCUGAUCAAACCCAUUCAGAGAGUUCUGAAGUACCCACUGCUGCUGAGAGAGCUCUACACGCUCACCGACCCGGACAGCGAAGAACACUACCACCUUGACGUUGCAAUGAAGGCCAUGAAUAAAGUGGCGAGUCACAUUAACGAGAUGCAGAAGCUGCAUGAAGAGUUUGGUGCUGUUUUUGAUCAGUUGAUCUCAGAACAGACCGGCGAAAAGAAAGAGGUGGCUGACCUGUCUAUGGGUGACCUGCUGCUGCACACCAUGGUGACCUGGCUGAACCCACCCUCAUCUCUGGGCAAGUGGAAAAAGGAACCCCAACUUGCCACAUUUGUCUUUAAAACUGCUGUGGUGUUCGUGUGCAAAGACUGUUCCAAACAGAAGAAGAAGAUGGGUGGGUCUCAUCGCGCGUCUGUCUCUGGAGAAGAGAAGGAUCCGUUCCGUUUUCGUCACAUGAUCUCCACCAGCACUCUGCAAGUCAGAGCCCUGACCAGCGCAGAUGGUGACAGUGCUUCAGUGUGUGAGAUCGUUCACGUGAAGUCGGAGUCUGAAGGAAGGCCAGAGAGAGUGUUCCACCUGUGCUGCAGUUCUCCUGAGAGUAAGAAGGACUUCCUGAGGACGGUCCACUCCAUCCUGAGGGACAAACAGAGACGGCAGCUGCUGAAGACGGAGAGUCUUCCUCCCAGCCAGCAGUACGUUCCGUUUGGAGGAAAACGCCUGUGCGCUCUGAAAGGAGCUCGACCCACCAUGAACCGAGCAGCCUCCGCUCCCACACGUACGUUGGGUCGGCGCAAGCUGGUUCGGAACCGGUUCACCAUCGACACGGACAUCGUGUUCGACACGGACGCUGACCCUGAUGCUGACUCGCCGGACUCCCAGCAUGCCCUGCAGCCGGGCGACACCGAUCGCUGGGUGGAGGAGCAGUUCGACCUGCAGCGCUACGAGGAGCAGGAGCAGGAGCAGAUGAAGGAGACGGACAUCCUGAGCGACGAGGACGAGGAGGGCGACGAGACCGAAGACUUCAGCCAGUCCACUUUGAGCCCGUCUGCCGAGCCGGAGCUAGAAGGACAGGUUUCGGCGUUGACGCUGGACGAGGACGAGCAGAAUGCUUCAGAAAACAAAGACUCCAAAGCCCAGCAUGCUCUGCGGCUGUCUCAUCUGGGGAAGCAGUGCGCCGUGUCCGUGGCCAGUGUGGACGAGCAGGCGGUGCCCGGCGACGAUGUCGUCUGGGUGCGGCGGGAUGUGAGCAGUAACGAGAGUGAGGAGCAAAACCCUCCAGAGAGCUGAAGACAAGCCGGAAUGUUGGAGUAAAAGUACUGAUUCCAGGUCUGCCGUUCCAGCUGGAGACGUACCUUCCUGUGGAGUUUACUUCAGACUAGGGCUGGGCGAUAUCACGAUACUAUCACAAUAUGUUACUGGGUAACAAUAAUGAAUGAAUUAGUAGUUAUCCGUUCUGAAAAAUGAAUUGUUGAUCAUUACGUGAAGCGAUAGAUACAUGAGUGUUGAUCAAUAAAUCAAUAAUUAUCAAUAUUGAACGUACAUAUCUAAAAGGAGUUGUAACUCCUCCUCCCUCCCACAGCCACAUCGGCUCUAAUGCUACAGCCAUUUGCUGAAGGUGUGUUUGGACCCAGAAGAGUAUGAAUUAUCAAUAAUUGUUGGCAAUUAUGGAUAAUUAUAGAUAAUUAUUCACAGUGAUGGAUGAAAUUUUGGUCCGUUCCUAAUUAUUAUACUUAUUUCUUUAGUUUGGUGGCCCACUUUGCCUGUUUUCUGAACAUCUUCCUCUGCAGUAGAUCAGCUCAAUGAAGAAAUUUUUUAUGAAACUUUUAAUGGAAAAGUCAUUCUCAAAAACAUGUUAUAUAAAAAAGUAUGCUUAAUUUAUGACAGCUGUAUUAUGACCUCUUCAAAAUGUUCUCAAGACCCCCAUUCCGACCCCCACCACAACAGUCUAUCAGUAUAAACCCUACGGGGUGGAAGCGGGUCUGACUUUGAGAUGUGAAAGUGAGGCCGGGCCGAUUCGAUGAUAUUAUUGUUGUGAUAUCAAAAGUUGUCAGCGAUAUUUUUUGCGUUGACCAGCAACUUUGCUGCUUAAUUGCUUUUUUAAUGCUGCCAGAACAGCAAUUUUAGGUAAUUUUAGCCGUUCACAACCUCAUCUGACCUCCAGAGGGCGCUGUAGGAAACUCGUCAGCGCCACGGUGUGGUCAAAUUAUAAAAUGCAGGUCGUAAAGUGAACAAAAUGAGUUCUGUGGUGAUGCCGUUUUCAUCUGAUGGUUAAUUUCUCUGUUAAUGAGAAGAAAUGCACCAAGUUAGGAUAUCUCAUAUUUUUCAUGCACAUAUCUGACAUGUCAACACAUAAAAAAUAGAACAUAAAUGUAGAAAACAUUUGUGUCAGUAGGAUUUCAAAAGAACAACAAUCUGUUUGAAAUAUCAGUCUAAUCUGAACAUCCAUCCAAUGCUCAUAUAUUUUUUAAGCAAUUAUCAUGUGAUACUGAUAUAAUUCCGAUAUCAUCAUGCACCUUGGUUUGUCAAAUAAGAACAAAAAUAUCGCUUAUCGGGAUGUUUUGAAAUGACGUAUCUAUAUUUUAUAUUUUAAAUAUCGCCCAGCCCUCAGUGAAAGUCCAGCCUGAUCUUGUUAUCAGUACUCUUACUCUGAAGCUCAUCACCCUGACCGGUCAGUUUUUCAGCAGUCCAGAGUCCAGAAAUCAGAGCUGGAGGCCAUCAGGACGGCUGCUGAUAAAAGAACCUGCUCGGACUGUGUGGUCAGUGAUGUACAGGUUAUUACAGACUCACAUUUAACUGUAUGUCUCAGCUGUAUGAUACAGUGCUUUUCAACCAUAGACACUAAAAGCUCAUGAGUCGCUCUGUAACUGUGCACACUGUUCAUAUAUGUGCCGUUUAUUGGACUAUAUGUCACUAAUUCAUGUUGUCAUAUUUUAGAAAAUGACAUGACUACAACUUGAAAAGCACACAGAGAAACAGUCAUACUCAACACUUCUGGUCAAAUUACACACGUUUCAAACAGACAGUGUGCCGUAACUUUUGCACAGGCGAUGUUUUAUGAGUUUUUCCCCCCACAUUAUGUUAAAGUCAGCACAUAAAUAGAAAUUGUGCUUUAAAAUUUGCCACAUCUGAGUGUGCAUACGUAAUUUGACUGGGGUGCCAAAACUUUUGCACAGGACUCUAUAAGGCCGAGAACUGCUAUAGAGCCCACGAUGCAACUGCUACACUGAGAUAUGUUAUGAUUUUUUUUUUAUUUGACUGUAAAAUAUGUUAUAUUAUUUUACUUCAGUCUGUUUAUUGAAGCAAAACAAAAGCGCAAAAUAUUCAUAAAUAAAUAAUAAAAUAUCCAGAAUUGUGCCUCCAAGCAUCAAAACCCAAAAUAUUAAUAUAUAAAUAUUUAAAAAGUUGUGCUAAUAGUAAUACAAUACUGAAAACAUCAUGUUCUAGCUAGCGUUAGGGUUCUAUGUGCAACAUGAUAUGUAUACAUAGAACACCAGCGCUAGCUAGAACGCUGUAUAUUCUGAACUGUAUAUGCCUAAUUUCCGAGUUUUUUUACAGAAGCACUAAAGGCUUGUGGGUUUACAAGACCACUUUUCCAUAAUAACAAGAUAUUUUUAUUUGUUUUCUUAUAUAUGUCAAAACAAAUAUUGUUAUGUGGUGAUUAUGGCACAAAUAUUUUGAGAUCUCAAGAAAACAAAUGAAAAGAACUCAUUAUCAUGGAAAAACAGACAUUGUUUCAUUGAAAUAACUUUCAUUAACUCACAAUAAUGGCAUAAACAUGUUGAGAUCUCAAGAAAACAAAUGAAAAAUAACAAAUUUUCAUGGAAAAACAUUGUUUUAUUAUUAUUUUAUGUGAUAAUGGCAUAAAUAUUUGAAAUUGAAAAUGACUCAUUGUCACAGAAAAACAGACAUUGUUUUACUGAGAUAACAUUCAUAUUGUAGUGAUAAAGGCAUAAAUAUCGUAAGAUCUCAAGAAAACAAAUGAAAAUAACUUUUCAUUACAGAAAAACAGACAUUGUUUUAUGGAGAUAAUUCAUUAUGUAGUGAUAAAGGCAUAAAUAUCUCAAGAUCUCAAGGAAACAAAUAAAAAUAACUCAUUAUCACAGAAAAACAAACAUGCAAAUCCAUGAUUUGCAUAAUUUUUCAAAAAUGUCAAGCAAAACUUAACAAAAUUCACUCGAAAUUCACUGAAACUGAUGCCUUUUCAAGGUUUAACCGUUAUUUGGUAAAAUAUGAUGACAUAUGAAGACAAAAACACCUAAAUAUGAAUAUCUAGUGAAGAAAAUGCAGCUGCAGAUAUGAAACGUGCCCACAGUUACACAAUGACUCCCUUAGAAGCAUCACUUGCACGUCGUGCUGUGGUCAGUCGCACACUCUCGGUCAACCUGACGAUGAACAAACAGUAGAUUUAAUCAAUUCUUAUCUUUGCACAUUCCUGUGGGCAGCUACGGUCAACCACUCGGCCUGCCGGACGCUGCCGGACCACGAUCUCUCCGUUCCUUUUUCUUUUCCCUCGUUUAUUUCUCUGGAAGUUGUGUUAUUAUUAAAGGGCUUUUGUUUAUUUAUUUAUUUAUUACGCCCUUCUGCAGUAAACAGGAAGAGCCGAGGUGGUAAAUAAAGGAACGUGUGAUGUCAUAAAGAUGUACAGACGUGGAUUCAGAGCCUUUUUAGUUUGUAUAUAUUAGCAUUUUUUAAUUUGACGUUGAUGCGGAUUCGAGAUCGAGGCGUCGCGGGUUUGAAACGUUUUUGUACAGACGUUCUUAUUUACUAGCGUGUGAAAGUUAAAGGUGGUGGGGGGCAAAUACAGGUCCAGUCAAACGUUUGGACCCCCUGGUUGAAUUAUAUUUCUUUAAUCUUAAUGAAAUACAGUGACAUGCUAAUGUUGCUAACAUUGAAUGAAGCUAAUUGGGUUAGAAAUAUUGAAAUAAGGCGAUGCUAAUUGACAUUCUUUUCUCACUAGCCAUGAUCUGUGUUAGCGUUUCCAUUCCUUACUAGCCACAUGCUAAAUGCUUUGCAUUAACUUUGAUUCUUUGCUAGCUAGGUUCAAAAUAGAUCACUUUAGCUCCCAUUCAUUGUUAGCCACAAGCUAAAUGUUGGAAUGCCUCAGUAGCCACAUGUGAGACAGAUCACAUUAGCUGUCAAUCCUCACUUCAGCUUUUCUUCCUUGCUAGCUACAUGCUAAAAUGAUCCCCUGAACUUAGGUUCUUUGCUAGCCACAUGUUAGAUGGUUUGAAUUAGCUUCCCCUCCUUGCUAACCACUGGCUAAAUGGAUCACAUUACCUGAAAUCUCUCACUAGCCACAGGCUAAAUGGGUCACAUUAGCUUCCAUUUCUCACUAGCAGGAAAUAAAACCCAUAUUAGCUUCUAUUUCUUGCGAGCUACAUGCUAAAAUGAUCCCCUGAACUUAAGUAGAUGGUUUGAAUUAGCUUCCCCUCCUUGCCAAGCACAGGCUAAAUGGAUCACAUUACCUAAAAUUUCUCACUAGCGACAUACUAAAUGGGUCACGUUAGCUUUUGUUUUCUUUAGCUACAUGCUAAAUUGUUAGCUUUUUUUACUAACCAUAUAUGAAAGCGAUCAUAUUGGCUUCCAUUCCUCACUAGCAAGAAAUAAAAGCAUUUAACAUCAAGUCUUUGCAAUUUGGUUAUUUUUUCCUUUUUUGUUUUCAUAAUUAUUCCAAAAUAUUAAGAAACCCAAAACUCUGGCAUAUGUGUCCAAAAGUUUGACUGAUGCUGUAUUUGUAAAUAGUGUGUUUAUCGUCUUUCUUUAAAGCUAAAAGUCAGACCCCUUGCACCUUUAAUCAUCAGUGUAAAACGGUGUAAUAUUUAUAUAGAUUUUUUUGCCCUUUUCAUAUGCAGUAAGUCACGGUUAUUAAACGAAAUGUCAGACUUUUGUUGUUAUUUUUAUGCUGUUAUGUUAAUGAUCUUAAUUCCUUUAACAAAUCCUGUUUUACUUGAACUCGGAAUGGUCUGGUAAAGGCAAUAGUGCGUUUAGUCUGGUUUCCUGCAUUACUGUAAUGGACGAUGCUCUUACUUGUUUCAUUACAGGAUGAUAUUUUUCACGAAAGGUCAAGCUGACGCUGACCGCAAUCUGCCCCACAGCUUGCACCACCUGAACCAGGUAAAUGAUUGUGAUUACCCGGCUCAGCAGAGGAAGAAUAAAACACCGAGCAGAUUGAGGUCGAUAAGGACUUGGUUGAGUCACUGAGUCUGUAAUCUAAUCAGUUUAUUAUAUAUAUAUUUUUUCCUACAUUGUGUUUUUUUUCACAUUUUGAAAGUCCAAAUUUGCUGAGUGCAAUCAAACAGAGCAGAAGUGGAAUUAUUUUAAAUAAUUAUAGAAUAUGACCUACUAAAUAUCCCCAUCGUGCUAUACAGAGUGACUUUUUAUUUUGUAAAUACAGUGUAUUGAUAUUAUAUCAAAUAAACUUGUUUCGUAAAUAUCCUUGAAA